AUGGCCAGUCAGCCAGCACCACCUGCGCCCUUUGGGGCUACAGCUGUUUCUGCCGCCGUGGGAAAAGAGCUCGGAGGCUCGAUAGGCACGUCGAUACCAUCUGAGGAGAAGACGGAAGGCUCAGACUCAGCUUUCUUAGAGUCAGAAGACGGCAUCGGACGGGAGAAUCAGCAGGCGAUAGCUGCUCUAGCACGCAGUCUCUCUCAGUUGUCCGGCAAGAGCAGCAGCGGUGAGGGAACCAAUACUUUUCUCGAUCCCACCAGCGACCCUGAGCUCGAUCCCAACUCGGAUCAGUUCAACUCGCGCCAAUGGACCAAGAACCUGCUUCAAAUCACCUCGCGUGACCCGGAUCGAUAUCCUCGCCGCACUGCGGGUGUAUCCUUUCGCAACCUGAACGCUUUCGGCUACGGUACCGCCGCUGAUUACCAGGCAGAUGUUGCAAAUAUUUGGCUUAAGGGUUUUGGUUGGCUUCGAGAAAAGCUGGGUUGUGGGAACAAAGUCAGGAUUGAUAUCCUUCGUAACUUCGAAGGAUUCGUCCACAGUGGUGAGAUGCUAGUCGUACUUGGUCGCCCUGGAAGCGGUUGCUCAACCUUCCUCAAAACUAUUGCAGGAGAGACUCACGGCUUAUGGCUCGACCACGGAACCGAUAUUCAAUAUCAGGGUAUAUCCUGGGACGAAAUGCACAGCCGUUUCAGGGGAGAAGUCAUCUACCAAGCUGAGACUGAGAUACAUUUCCCGCAACUCACUGUGGGCGAAACAUUGCACUUUGCGGCACAUGCUCGAGCUCCAUCCAACAGAUUCCCGGGCGUCACCCGAGCGCAGUAUGCAGCACACAUGCGAGAUGUUGUCAUGGCCAUGUUGGGCCUGAGCCACACUAGAAACACCCGAAUCGGUAACGAAUUUAUUCGAGGUGUGUCUGGAGGAGAAAGAAAACGCGUCAGCAUAGCUGAGACCAUGCUGUGUGGUAGCCCUAUACAAUGCUGGGACAACAGUACCCGCGGCCUGGACAGCUCAACAGCUCUUGAGUUUGUCAGGAAGCUGCGCCUUUCCACAGAAUACACUGGGUCUACUGCAAUUGUGGCAAUAUACCAAGCUAGCCAAGCCAUCUACGAUAUCUUUGACAGGGCCAUUGUUCUCUAUGAAGGCCGGCAAAUCUACUUCGGUCAGGCUGAUGAUGCAAGGCGUUUCUUCAUUGAAAUGGGGUUUGAAUGCGCGGAUAGGCAAACCACUGCUGAUUUCUUGACUUCCUUGACCAGUCCGACAGAACGGAAAGCUCGCAAAGGAUAUGAACAUGUGGUUCCUCGCACCCCUGACGAGUUCGCGGCCCGCUGGAGGGAGAGCGCAGAGAGAAAACAGCUACUCGCUAAUAUUGAGGCUUUCCAGACCGAGUUCCCAUUAGGCGGGGACAAGUUGGAAGAAUUCAACCGCUCCCGCGCCGCUGAAAAGGCCAAAGGGUCCCGGAUGAAAUCACCAUAUACCCUGUCAUACCCGAUGCAGAUUCGUCUGUGUCUUCGCAGAGGGUUCCAGCGUCUCAAAGGCGAUCUGAGUAUGACCUUGGCUAGUUUGAUUGGCAACUGUAUAAUGGCCUUGGUCGUCGCUAGCGUGUUUUACAACCUUGGUCCAAACACGGAUAGCUUUUUCCAGCGGGGAGCCUUACUUUUCUUUUCUAUCUUGCUCAAUGCAUUCGCAAGCUCGCUCGAAAUCCUUACCUUGUGGCAACAACGACCGAUAGUGGAGAAACAUGACAAGUACGCUCUCUAUCAUCCUUCAGCGGAGGCAAUCAGCUCCAUGCUUGUUGAUCUCCCAUGGAAAAUGAUUGUCUCAGUGGAGUUUAAUCUGAUUAUUUAUUUCAUGUCUAAUUUGCGUCGCACCCCGGGACACUUCUUUGUGUUUUACCUUUUUUCGACGACUACCGCUUUGACAAUGUCCAACGUUUUCCGUUGGACCGGAGCGAUAUCGCGAUCCAUGGCCCAGGCGAUGGUACCUUCAUCGAUCGUCAUGAUGAUCCUUGUGAUCUACACAGGGUUUACAGUUCCGGUCCGGGAUAUGCAUCCAUGGUUUCGGUGGUUGAAUUACUUGGAUCCAAUAGCCUAUGCUUUUGAAUCUCUUAUGAUUAAUGAGUUUAGUGAUCGCCGCUUUCCCUGUGCCCAGUAUAUACCGUCUGGACCAGGCUACGAAGACGCCCCUAUUGCCUCCAAAAUAUGCAAUCAGAACGGUGCUGUGGCUGGUCAGGAUUACAUUGAUGGCGACAGAUAUCUGAAUGACUCGUACCGAUACUACCGGCCGCACCUCUGGCGCAAUUAUGGCAUUCUCUUGGGCUUCUUCUUCUUUUUCCUGGCGCUUUAUAUUAUCAGCAGUGAAUUGGUUCGUGCUAAGCCUUCAAAGGGCGAGAUCCUGGUCUUUCCUCGAGGCAAGAUCCCGGCGUUUACAAGGAAGGCUCCUGGUGACGACGAUGUUGAAAGCGUCCCGACCUCGGAGAAACAGCGUAUCGGUGACGAGGAUCCCGACCAUACGGGUGCCAUUGUCAGACAAACCUCCAUAUUUCAUUGGCAAGAUGUUUGCUACGAUGUCAAGGUGAAGGGUCAGCCACGCCAGAUUCUUGACCACGUGGACGGGUGGGUCAAACCGGGAACCUUGACUGCCCUGAUGGGUGUAACGGGAGCUGGCAAGACAUCGCUUUUGGAUGUAUUGGCCAACCGAGUGACCAUGGGGGUGGUCACUGGGGAGAUGCUAGUCGAUGGACGGAUGCGAGAUGACUCUUUCCAAAGAAAAACAGGUUAUGUUCAGCAGCAAGACUUGCAUCUCGAAACAACCACGGUGCGGGAAGCCCUGGUCUUCAGCGCGCUGCUUCGUCAGCCAGCGAGUACGCCUCGGAUGGUGAAGAUCGCCUAUGUGGAAGAAGUCAUCAAAAUGCUGAACAUGGAAGCUUAUGCGGAAGCCAUUGUUGGGGUUUUGGGCGAGGGUCUGAAUGUCGAGCAGAGGAAGAGGUUGACAAUCGGGGUAGAGAUUGCGGCCAAGCCUGACCUCCUUCUCUUCUUCGACGAGCCCACUUCCGGACUUGAUAGUCAGACUGCAUGGUCCAUAUGUUCUCUUAUGCGGAAGCUGGCAGAUCAUGGUCAAGCAAUCUUGUGCACAAUUCACCAACCGUCAGCUAUCCUGAUGCAGCAGUUCGAUCGGCUGCUGUUUCUAGCCAAAGGGGGCAAGACAAUUUACUUCGGCGAGUUGGGCCAGAAUAUGGAGACCUUAAUAGGAUACUUCGAGGAUAAAGGCUCUCCCAAAUGCCCUAGGAAUGCUAACCCUGCUGAGUGGAUGUUGGAAGUGAUCGGGGCUGCCCCAGGAUCUCACGCUGACCGGGACUGGGCAGAGGUGUGGCAUCAAAGUCCUGAGCGCACCCAAGUCCGCUUAGACCUUGCGCAGAUGAAGCAGGAUCUAUUGCAGCGACCACCGCCUCCUCGAAUGGUGGGAUAUGGGGAGUUUGCUAUGCCUAUUUGGACGCAAUUCCUCCUUUGCCUACAGCGGAUGUUCCAGCAAUAUUGGCGAAGUCCUUCUUAUAUCUACUCCAAGGCUUCCAUGUGCAUCAUACCUCCCUUAUUCAUCGGCUUCACAUUCUGGCGCGAGCCAAACAGUAUCCAAGGGUUGCAGAAUGAGAUGUUCGCCAUUUUUAUGUUGUUGGUCAUCUUUCCCAACCUAGUGCAACAGAUGAUGCCGUACUUUACGACGCAACGGGCUUUAUAUGAAGUCCGGGAAAGGCCUUCGAAGGCAUACUCCUGGAAAGCAUUCAUGUUAGCCAGUAUUAUGGUCGAGUUGCCAUGGAAUAUUCUCAUGGCUGUUCCGGCAUACUUCACAUGGUACUAUCCAAUCGGCCUAUAUCGCAACGCCUACCCAUCGCACACGGUCAACGAAAGAGGUGGCACCAUGUUUCUGCUAGUUUUGAUCUUCAUGAUGUUCACCUCAACUUUCAGCUCCAUGGUCAUCGCAGGUAUUGAGCACCCAGAUACGGGCAGCAAUAUCGCCCAACUUCUAUUUUCAAUGUGUCUCAUCUUCAAUGGUGUUCUUGCUUCUCCGUCGGCCCUUCCUCGCUUCUGGAUCUUCAUGUACCGAGUAUCGCCUUUCACAUACCUCGUGUCCUCGAUCUUGAGCGUGGGUAUAGCGGGCAACGAUGUCAAAUGCUCUGAUAUCGAGUUGCUGCAUAUACCGCCUCCCGCGGGACAAAACUGCUCGAGUUACUUGGAUUCAUAUGUUCACGAUACGCAGGCGAGCCUACUUAAUCCUGGGAGUACUACCGACUGUCGCGUGUGCUCGAUAUCCAAGACGGAUCAGUAUCUGAGCACACUGAGUAUAAGUUACUCGGACCGCUGGCGUAACGUGGGAAUUCUCUUCGUGUAUGUGGUGUUCAACGCCUUUGCAGCUGUGUUUUUGUACUGGCUGGUGCGGGUGCCAAAGAAGAAAUCCGCGAAGGAGAAGAAAGAGUAG
Messenger RNA from Aspergillus sclerotioniger CBS 115572, 4473 nucleotides. Its product is annotated as pleiotropic drug resistance family ABC transporter. The transcript has 5 exons. Gene Ontology annotation, molecular function: ABC-type transporter activity; ATP binding; ATP hydrolysis activity. The record is from RefSeq and is a predicted model, not a curated record. Gene Ontology annotation, cellular component: membrane. Gene Ontology annotation, biological process: transmembrane transport. The coding region runs from base 1 to 4473 and encodes 1490 amino acids. NCBI's taxonomy places the organism in Eukaryota, Fungi, Ascomycota, Eurotiomycetes, Eurotiales, Aspergillaceae.